AUGUGGGCAAUUGUCAUCAACCAUCACACUACUAUAAAUACGCACAAAUUCUAUUUGUUUAGGAAAGAUGCGAAUGAAAUUAGAGUUGAGGGACAAUGGGAUGGGCGAGUAGAUGGCGAGUACGAUGUACGCUGCUACAACGACGGGCAAGCAAUCUCCACAGGGAACCCUUUCUGCCCGUGGGCGAGCCCUGCCCCUAUCGCAUCUGCACGGGAAGGAAAUUCUGCAUGUGGGUAUGUGUUUGGGUAUGUAUCUGGGUAUCUGUGUGUGUCUUCUACAUAUGUGUGUCUACGAUGUGAUGUUCUGGUGGUGGAUGUCGAUAUAUAUGAUAUGUAUUAUACAUGUGUGUAUGUCUAUCCGCGGACAGAGGUAUUAAAAUUAGCCAUACCCAUGGCCUUCCCAAUGGGAAUUGGUGCGGGAAGUGGGGGACAAUUUAUAAAGGCAGAAGUAAAGCUCUCCAGUAUACGUAAUGUUUACGUAUUUUCUGAUUACCUAACUUCGCAGUUUCCGAAAGAAAGAAAGAAAAGAAGGAAUGUGAAAAUAGAAAAUUUACAAUAA
This is a messenger RNA of Cercopithifilaria johnstoni, 558 nucleotides long. NCBI's taxonomy places the organism in Eukaryota, Metazoa, Nematoda, Chromadorea, Rhabditida, Onchocercidae. The record is from the annotation of a GenBank genome assembly.